CGUCCACCAUGGAUGACGAUCCGAGUCGCCUGUGAUCACGUGGCCAUGCGUCGUGACGCACGCGAGUGCGCGCCCCGUCAACCACCUGCUCUGACAGUGAUUUGUCGUUCCGGAUGACUUUACCAGUGCGGCGACCUGUUGAAUAGAACAUGGACGUUUUCAAGAUUGACCAGUCCCUGAACGGGAACCUGGGCAGUGCUCCGUCGCCGGACAAAAUAACCCCGGAAGUGUCCUUCGACGCCGGUUCGGAGUUCAACUUGUGCUUCUUCGACACUCCCGAGGACAGCAACACGCAAGGCUUCAGCGACCCCGGGUCCGUGGGCUCCGCCUCGGCCAGUUCUCCUCCGCCACAGCUCGCCCCCUUGCACAUACCCCUCGCCAGCACUAGCACCCCUGCAGUGACCAGCCCCGUUUUGUUAUCGCCCCCUCAAGGGGCCACUACCACCGCCAUUACCGUCAAGCAAGGCAAACUGCUUAAAAUGAAUUCAGAGGAAUAUUCCCCUUUUAAAUUAGUGAACUCUUUAACUGAUAUUUUUAAAGAAAAUUACUUAGGUUUCAAAGAUGAUGCACCUUAG
Messenger RNA from Brassicogethes aeneus, 575 nucleotides. Lineage: Eukaryota; Metazoa; Arthropoda; Insecta; Coleoptera; Nitidulidae. The record is from the annotation of a GenBank genome assembly.